Didymodactylos carnosus is the source of this 1965-nucleotide messenger RNA. The record is from the annotation of a GenBank genome assembly. NCBI's taxonomy places the organism in Eukaryota, Metazoa, Rotifera, Eurotatoria, Philodinida, Philodinidae.
AUGAGUAAGAAGACAACGAUCAAACCAUCCACAGCAGCUGGUUGUAAUAAAAACUCAGUUCUUGCGGCAGCCGCAACAACGACCCAAGCAUCUGUACAAAAACUUUCUGUUAACUUGGAAACUCAUGCAUGUUUGUGGCUGGAUCAAGAUGUUAAUUCAACUCAAGAUAAUUUAGAAACACAACAACAACUGCGCAAAAUAAUUAAUUAUAUGCAAACAUUCGAUGAUUUGGAGAAAUGCGAGGACUACAUUCGACAAGCAAAAAACGAAAAAAUUGUUCUUAUUGUAUCUGGUCGGUUUGGUAAAGAAAUUAUCCCUCGCCUACAUGAUUUAGCACAAUUUAGUGCAUGCUAUAUCUAUUGUGGAAACAAAGCUGCAAAUGACAAGUGGGCCAAAGCUUAUCCUAAGGUAAAAGGUAUUUUUGUUCAUCGUGAUAAAUUAAUAUGUGAGAUAUCUACUGAUCAAGUAGCUCGUUCAAAAAUUGAAGACACUAAUGUCUCUAUAUCUAUAUUUACUAGAUUAGACAAUGCUAAAGAUGCGCAACAAAAUCUACAAUCGAAAAAGGCAGUGUUCCUUUGGUUUCAGCUUUUUAUCGAAGUCUUGCUUCGAAUGCAUCAUAAAUCGAGUGCCAAAACUGAAAUGAUCGCCAUUUGUAAGAAAUAUUAUCAAGGUAACACAGACGAAGAAAAACUUAUUCAAGAAUUCGAGCAAAAUUAUAAACCAGAGAAUUCAGUUUGGUGGUAUACAAAAGAGUCAUGUCUUUAUCGCAUUCUGAAUAAAGCAUUGCGUUCACAAGACUUUGACAUGAUAUUUGCAUUACGAUUUUUCAUUACUGAUAUUUCAACACAAUUGAAAAAAGAACACAAUCGCUUUAUUCGCAGCACGAUUCAUCGGGAACCCAUUAUUCGCGUCUAUCGUGGUCAAGGAAUUUCAACGGACGAAUUGAAUUUGAUGAAAGACAAUAUUGGUGAAUUUAUAUCAAUGAAUAGUUUCCUGUCCACCAGUAAAAAUCGGACAACGGCGUUAGACUUUGUGCAAACUAUCAGUAUUACACAAGACAUGCAACGUAUUUUAUUUGAAAUUGAUAUUGAUACACGUUUACCAACAGUGCCUUUUGCUGCAAUUAAACACUUGAGCUGUUACAGUGAUGAGAAUGAGAUUUUGAUUAUGCUUGGAGCUAUAUUUCGUAUUAAUAAGUUGGGUUUUAAUGAAAAUCAUCGGGUAUGGUUAGCAGUUGUGUCAUUAUCAAGUGAAGAUGAUUAUGAUUUGAACGAAACGUUCGUAUAUAUGAAAGAGAAAAUCGGUGAUGAAACAAAUUUUGAUUCCCUUGGAAAAAUUUUGAUUCACAUGGGUGAAUAUGAAAAGUCAUACAAAUAUUAUCAGCAAUUACUACAAGAAUCCCAACUGACUGUAGCUAGUUCUUAUGUAGGUCUGGGUGCAUCUGCUCGUAGAAUAGGAGACUAUCCACUAGCUCUCAGUUAUUAUAAAACGGCAUUAGAAAUGAGAGAAAAUAUUCUUCCCAGUGAUCAUCCUGAGGUGGCUGACUGUUAUGGUCGGAUUGGAGUGGUAAAUUGGAAAAUUAAAGAUUAUGAUAAGGCGCUAUACAACUGCGAGAAAGCUCUUAACAUACAGCAAAAAUCACUUCAUUCGAAUCAUAUUGAUAUCGCAGGUACAUAUCAUACAAUGGGCGUAGUCUACGACGAUAAAGGAGACUAUAAUUCAGCACUUAAAUAUUAUAAUAAAGCUUUACAAAUUCGUCUUGUGUCUUUACCUUCGAAUCAUCCCGAUAUUGCUGGUAUGUAUAAUGACAUUGGAUGUUUAUAUGAACACACUUCUGAUUACAAACAAGCGUUGCAAAACUACCAAAAAUCUCUCGAUAUGAAACGAAAAAUACUUCCACCUUCUCAUCCAGAAAUUAGUCGUACUGAAAAUAAUAUUCGCAAUAUAAAAGACAAGUUAAAAUAA